CGUGAGUUCAGGGAAAGAGAAACUGAAGUAUAGUCAAGCUGUUGUGUAUGUAUGUCUCUGUAUUUAAGCAGUAAAAUGGCAGAAGCCAGAAUUUCAGUGGAUCAGAAGGAAUUCAUGUGUGCAGUGUGUCUGGAUCUCCUGAAGGAUCCAGUGGCUAUUCCCUGUGGACACAGUUACUGUAAGAUCUGUAUUACAGGCUGCUGGGAUCAGGAGGAUCAGAAGAGAGUCUACAGCUGUCCUCAGUGCAGACAGACCUUCAGUCCAAGACCUGCUUUAGCUAGAAACACCAUGCUGGCUGAAGUGGUGGAGAAACUGAAGAAGACCAGACUCUCUGCUGACUGUGAGGCUGGAGCUGGAGAUGUGCAGUGUGACGUCUGUACUGGAAGAAAAUACAAAGCCGUCAAGUCCUGUCUGAUGUGUCUGGAGUCUUACUGUCAGAAUCAUUUUGACCGUCAUGAGGAGUUUCAUUCACGUAAACCACACAAAGUGACUGAAGCCACUGGACGACUGCAGGAGAUGAUCUGCCAGAAACAUGAGAAGAUCCUCGAGGUUUUCUGUCGCACUGAUCAGAAGUGUAUAUGUAUGAUGUGUACGGUUAUUGAACAUAAAAACCAUGACAUUGUAUCAGCUGCAGAUCAGAGGACAGAGAAACAGAAGCAGCUGAAGGAGACUCAGAAGACGCUCCAGCAGAGAAUCCAGCAGAGAGAGAAAGAUCUCCAGCAGCUGAGAGAGACUGUGGAGUCUCAUAAGCGCUCUGCACAGACAGCAGUGGAGGACAGUGAGAGGAUCUUUACUGAGCUCAUCCGCUCCAUUGAGAGAAGCCGCUCUGAGCUGAUACGACUGAUCAGAGAUCAGGAAAAGACUGCAGUGAGUCGAGCUGAAGGACGACUGGAGCGACUGGAGCAGGAGAUCAAUGAUCUGAGGAGGAGAGACGCUGAGCUGGAGCAGCUUUCACACACACAGGAUCACAUUCAGUUCCUGCAGAGUUUCCAGUCUCUCUCAGCACCUCCUGAAUCUACAGACGUAAAUGAUGAUCUCUUCAGUUCUCUCUUCUCUUCUGAUGAUCUGAGAGAAUCUGUCCAUCAGCUGAGAGACAAACUGGAGGAUUUCUGCAAAGAGGAGAUCAAGAAGAUCUCAGACAGAGUCACAUUCACCAACAUUGAUCCCAGAACCAGGAACGACUUCCUACAAUAUUCCCAUCAGCUCACUCCGGAUCUGAACACAGUGAAUAAACACCUCCGUCUGUCUGAGAACAACAGAGUGAUUACUUACACUGACACAGUCCAGUCUUAUCCUGAUCAUCCAGACAGAUUUGAUUAUUGGUAUCAAGUGUUGUGUAGAGAGAGUGUGUGUGGACGCUGUUACUGGGAGCUGGAGUGGAGUGGAGAUAGUGUGUGUAUAUCAGUGUCAUAUAAGAGCAUCGGCAGGAAGGGAUCGGGUGUUGAGUGUGUGUUUGGAUUUAGUGAUGAGUCCUGGAGUUUGUUCUGCUCUUCCUCUAGUUACUCAUUCAGACACAAUAACAUAGAGACUGCUCUCUCUGUGAAGCCCAUCAGCAGUAGAAUAGGAGCGUUUGAAUAUAUCAGGAGAGUAGUGGUGUAUGAUGAUGAUUUCAGGAGAAUAGGAGUGUUUGUGGAUCACAGAGCAGGAACUCUGUCCUUCUACAGCGUCUCUGACACAAUGAGCCUCAUCCACACAGUUCAGACCACAUUCACUCAGCCGCUCUAUCCUGGGUUUUGGGUUUAUAAAGGAUCGUCAGUGAAACUGUGUUGAUGAAUCAGAAUAGACUGACGAGAGAUUCUACCCAUAAUGCUUUGAGCUGCAUGAUGAAUUAGUAACAGUGAGAUGUUAUAGAGUCUCUUCAUGACAUUAAUACUGCAGAUGAACUUCUGUCACUGAAAUAAUGUGUAAUAAAUCCUCGUAUAGACAGUAAGAUCAGUGUGUGUGUGUGUGUGUGUGUGUGUGUGUGUGCUUUUCUCAAUCUCUGUUUGUCUUUUAGGGAAUUAUUAAUUUAGUUGAUAAUAUAUAUGAUUUAUCAUUAAUGUUAUUAUCAAUAAUCACAAUCAUGUUUUUAUUAAAAAAAUAUUUUAAUCAUAUUUUUUGAGAGUUAUUUCUGUUCUCUGGCUGAUAGAAAUAAAGCUUCUACCCACUUG
Molecule: messenger RNA, 2150 nt
Organism: Carassius gibelio (silver crucian carp)
Lineage: Eukaryota; Metazoa; Chordata; Actinopteri; Cypriniformes; Cyprinidae
Product: tripartite motif-containing protein 16-like
Exons: 6
Coding region: 52-1770 (572 amino acids)
Molecular function (GO): protein binding; zinc ion binding
Source: RefSeq, a predicted model, not a curated record